This is a messenger RNA of Pistacia vera, 2855 nucleotides long. RefSeq names its product cysteine-rich receptor-like protein kinase 18. Gene Ontology annotation, biological process: protein phosphorylation. NCBI's taxonomy places the organism in Eukaryota, Viridiplantae, Streptophyta, Magnoliopsida, Sapindales, Anacardiaceae. The transcript is spliced from 10 exons. The coding region runs from base 1 to 2823 and encodes 940 amino acids. The record is from RefSeq and is a predicted model, not a curated record. Gene Ontology annotation, molecular function: protein kinase activity; ATP binding.
AUGCGGUACAUCAAAGGCACCCUGCAACAUGGACUUCUGUUUAAAAAAGCGACAAAUUUUAUACUAGAAGGUUAUACGGAUGCUGAUUGGGCUAGUGAUGUGAGUGAUAGACGAUCCACAAGUGGUUAUAGUAUUUUCCAUGGGGACAAUUUAGUGCAAUGGAGCUCUAGGAAACAACUAGUGGUUUCAUUAUCUUCAACAGAAGCUGAAUAUAGAGCCCUCUGUCAAGCAGCCACUGAAUUAGUCUGGAUUCAGCAUUUAUUUCAAGAACUUGGUAUAAACAUCAACACAACCCCUAUUUUGUGGUGUAACAAUAUGAGUGCUAGAGCUCUCUCAUCCAACCCGGUAUUCGAUGCUAGAACAAAGCACAUUGAAAUAGAUGUGCAUUAUGUAAGAAAGCUAGCUACCAAAAAGAGAUUAGUGGUUCAAUAUGUUGGCACAGAGUACCAAGUUGCAGAUAUUUUAACUAAGGCACUGCCAGGGAACAGGUUUCAGUGUCUAAGAGAGAAGCUGAAACCCAUUUCGAUCAUUUCCUUCACGAGUACGUUCACCGACUCCGCCAAAUACGGAUACACCCCCAUGAGCUUUGGCAAUGUUGUUGAUCAAUUCCAUAAUGAGUACUGUGUUACCUCUGGUACUAAUUCUGAGGACAGCAGUGUUCCUCUGGUCACUGGAAAAGUGAUAAAUGUUGCUGUUAUGCUGCGUUCUGCUACUGUGUUGCUAAGACUGAAAUAUUAUGUAGUUGUUGUUUACGGGAAAAAUGUUGAUUUACAGGUCUGGUAUAUAGUUCAGUUUAAGGGAGCAUAUUAUGCAGUUGCUGUUUACGGGAAAAAUGUUGAUUUACAGGUCUGGUAUAUAGUCCAGUUUAAGGGAGCAUAUUGGGAUAAGUGUACUGGUAGAUUAGCAACUAUAUGUAUUGAUGACAGAGGGAAUUUCACAAGUAAUAGCACUUAUGAGAAGAACAGGAACCUGAUCCUCUCAUCUCUUGCUCCUAAUGUCACUCUACAUGAUGGUUAUUUUUACACUGCAAGUGUUGGCCAAGAGCCUGACGAAGUUUAUGCUCUUGCUCUUUGUAGAGGAGAUUCUUCUGCAGAACAGUGUGUCAGUGGUGUCAGUUUUGCGGCCGAAGAUAUCAUGAGGCAAUGUUUGAACCAGAAAGAAGCAGUUGCAUGGGGAGAGGGUCCUAAAUGCAUUGUACGCUAUUCAGACCAUUCGAUUUUUGGAAAAAUGGAGACGUAUCCCUGGGCUGAAGGCGGCUAUGGGACUAAUAUCACAACCAACAUGACACAGUUUGAUCAGACUUGGAAGAGUUUGAUGAAUCGGUUGUUGAAAACAUCUUCUACUGGCUCUAAUAAUUCUAGAAAAAAGUUCGCAACUGGAGAAGCGAGUUUGACUGAUUCUGUGAAGAUUUAUGCACUCAUGCAGUGUACUCCUGAUAUUUCAGAAAGUGAUUUUGAUUCUUGUCUUCGUCAAUCUGUGUUUUACUGUGAGAGCCACUACCAUGGCAAAGCAGGUUGCCUUCUUGUGAGACCUAGCUGUAUUUAUGAAUGGGAUUCGAGUCCAUUCUAUGCAGCCUCUCCUGAUGCUCCAUCCCCAUCCCCUCCUCCUUCACAGUUCACGCAUAAGGAAAUGAUCAUAAAAGAGAAAGGAGGCAUUGCAUCUAAGACCGUUUUUAUCAUUGUUGUUUCUACGGUUAUCUCCGUAGCACUUGUUGCCUUCACUUGUGUCCUUCUUUGGAGGAGAACGAGAAAGACAAAGCGAAUGAUGGGAGGUAAGCAAACAAUAGAAGACGAUGAUAAUGUGGAAUCCUUGCAAUUUGACUUUAGCACUAUCAGAGUUGCAACAAAUAAUUUUUCAAUUGAUAAUAAGCUUGGACGUGGUGGAUUUGGUGUUGUUUAUAAGGGUAGGCUUCUUGAUGGACAGGAAGUAGCUGUCAAGAGGUUGGCUAUAGGUUCUGUACAAGGAGAAACAGAAUUCAAAAAUGAGGUCCUCUUGAUGGCCAAACUUCAACAUAGGAAUUUGGUUAGACUUCUAGGAUUUUGUUUGGAAGGAAACGAAAAGCUUCUCAUCUAUGAGUUUGUGCCAAAUUCAAGUCUAGAUAACUUCAUAUAUGAUCCAACCCAGCGUUUAAUAUUGGAUUGGAAGAUGCGAUACAAAAUCAUAAAGGGCAUAGCACGAGGAAUUCUUUAUAUUCAUGAAGAUUCUAGGUUUCGCGUCAUUCAUCGUGACUUAAAAGCCAACAAUGUUCUUUUAGAUGUCCACAUGACUCUAAAAGUUUCAGAUUUUGGAAUGGCAAAGUUGUUAGCAAUAGAUCAAACUCAAGGCCAUACAAGUAGAAUUGCGGGGACAUUUGGGUAUAUGGCUCUAGAGUAUAUAAAGCAUGGGCACUUCUCAGCUAAAUCCGAUGUUUUCAGCUUCGGUGUGUUACUCCUGGAAAUAAUGAGUUGUCAAAAGAAUAGUUCUUUUCCUACCGAAGAGGAACCGCAGGAUUUAUUAACCUAUGCAUGGAGAAAUUGGAUUGAAGGUAAAGCUGUGAAUCUAAUAGACCCCAAUUUGAGGGUUGGCUCCAAUAGAGAUAUGAUGAGAUGUAUUCACAUUGGGUUGCUUUGCGUUCAAGAAAAUGUAGCCAAUAGACCUACAAUGGCUUCAGUAGUUCACAUGCUCACUGGUGACACCCUUUCUAUCCCAACACCAUCAAAACCUGCAUUUUUUAUGCACUUCAGCACAACGACAGAUAAAUUAGAAUCAACGGCAUUGGAUCAAUCAAAAAAUUUCCAAUUUUCAUUGAACGAGGCUUCAAUUACUGAUUCUGGCCCUCGAUAAUGUCUGAAGAUUGAUUUUGUAUCUUUAGGCUA